AUGUCUUCUGUCCUGAAUCUGCUUUGCAAGCUCUUUCUGCUUUUUGGCAGCCAAAUCCUUAUUUCUCAGUCUCUCCAGAAUGAUGUUGUCUGCUCCUUUACACAGCAAACAUAUUCUUCCAUCAGGAAACUUGACGAUCACGGACAUUCUCUUACGAGUGGAAGUGAAGUCUAUCACAUCCAACACCUCGUAUUGGACUUCGACCGGUUCUUUGUCAAAUCCGUCUGGAUAAGUUUUCAGAGACAAAAUGCGAUUUUUGCGAUCGUACAGAACAUAUCCCAGGUCGCUUGCGGCCGUUAUGAGAGCCAGCUCGUCCGGAGAAGAUGCCUGGUAUUGGAUCUCUAUUUCAUCAUCGUCAUCUUCGUCUUUCUCAGUAGGACCAACUCCCAGUUCAAUAGGAAUACUUGCAGUAUCCAAAAUGCUGCUACCGGAACCAGGAGGCAUCUCUCUGCAUACCUUCUUGGGCAAACACGAAUGACAAAGUGCCAGAGAAAGUAG
This is a messenger RNA of Kuraishia capsulata CBS 1993, 498 nucleotides long. RefSeq lists its product as uncharacterized. The coding region runs from base 1 to 498 and encodes 165 amino acids. The transcript has a single exon. The record is from RefSeq and is a predicted model, not a curated record. Lineage: Eukaryota; Fungi; Ascomycota; Pichiomycetes; Pichiales; Pichiaceae.